Messenger RNA from Calidris pugnax (ruff), 1163 nucleotides. It is a transcript of the gene POLR3D, whose product is annotated as polymerase (RNA) III (DNA directed) polypeptide D, 44kDa. The record is from RefSeq and is a predicted model, not a curated record. Gene Ontology annotation, biological process: transcription by RNA polymerase III. Gene Ontology annotation, cellular component: RNA polymerase III complex. NCBI's taxonomy places the organism in Eukaryota, Metazoa, Chordata, Aves, Charadriiformes, Scolopacidae. Bases 83 to 1153 code for a protein of 356 amino acids. Gene Ontology annotation, molecular function: DNA binding. The transcript is spliced from 8 exons.
CUGCUCCAUCGUUUGGGGUGUGGGUGCGAGGAGAGACCCCAGAAGGGGGUACCUGGGGGGGGACAACUGGUCUGUGUGGGACAUGACCAGGUCCCAGCCCCCCCUCACCCUGGGGGGGGUGAAGAAGAAAACCUUCACCCCCAACAUAAUUAGCAGGAAGAUCAAGGAAGAGCCCAGAGAAGAUGUCACCAUCAAGAAGGAGAAGAAAGAACGGGACCGGGACCGGCAACGCGACGGGCACGGCCGGGGUCGGGGCAGGCCCGAGGUCAUCCAGUCCCACUCCAUCUUCGAGCAGGGUCCUGCUGAGAUGAUGAAGAAGAAAGGUUCCUGGGACAAGACGGUGGACAUGUCGGACUUUGGGCCUUCCCACAUCAUCAACAUCAAGAAGGAGAAGAGGGAGACGGACGAGGAGACGAAGCAGAUCCUGCGGAUGCUGCAGAAGGACGAUUUCCUGGAUGACCCAGGGCUGAAGAACGACAUCCGUAACAAGCCGGUUCAGUUGCCGCUGGCCCACUCGGGCUGGCUCUUCAAGGAGGAGGCAACGGAGCAGGAGGACACCCAGCCCUGGUUGCCCAGCCCCAAGGAGGAGAAGAUGGAGCUGGACCCACCAGUGAAAGUGAAAGAAGAGCCCUGUGAUGAGGACCCCCUGCCCCCCAGGGCAGCACAAAGCAAAGGACCCCCCCCGGGUUUUCCCCGGGACGUCUCGGUGGCCGAGCUGCUGCAGCGGUUGAGCCUCUCAACCGAGGAGGAACUCCUCUUCCUCCAGUUGCCCGACACCCUCCCGGGACAACCCCCCACCCAGGACACCAAACCCAUCAAGACGGAGCUGCAGACCGAGGAAGGGCAAGUGAUGGUGGUGAAGCAGGAGAAGAGCCAGGAGGCGAGGCAGGCGGAGAACACCUGCACCUUGGCCGACCUCCCCGAGGGACAAGUGGGGAAACUGCUCAUCCGAAAGUCAGGAAAAGUGCAGCUGGUGCUGGGGAAGGUGACCCUGGACGUGACCAUGGGGACCCCCUGCUCCUUCUUACAGGAGUUGGUGUCCGUUGGCAUCGGGGACAACCGGACGGGGGAGAUGAUCGUCCUGGGCCACGUGAAGCACAAGUUGGUGUGUUCCCCGGAUUUUGAGGCUCUGCUGGAGCACCGGCACCGAUAGCCCCCCGGGG